This is a messenger RNA of Kwoniella mangroviensis CBS 8507, 372 nucleotides long. RefSeq lists its product as uncharacterized. The transcript has a single exon. The record is from RefSeq and is a predicted model, not a curated record. The coding region runs from base 1 to 372 and encodes 123 amino acids. NCBI's taxonomy places the organism in Eukaryota, Fungi, Basidiomycota, Tremellomycetes, Tremellales, Cryptococcaceae.
AUGCAAAUCUACACUCUCUUCGCUAUCUUACCAUUGACUGGUACCUUGACUGGAGCGGUAGCUCUCAAUCCUCGAAACACCCCCGAAACCUUUGAUUCCAUCUCAACCUCGACAUCGGAAAGUGUCCCAUCGACUACUAUUGAAAGUAGCUCUUAUCCUACUUCAGUCAAAAGCUGUAAGAGACCUAGUGGCACAACUUCCCAGGAUGCUAUUCCCACUACCUCUUCCGAAAUGUACACGAGCUCCUAUCAGUCUGAAUCUGCCUCAAGGAGUUAUCCGUCCGAUCAUACCGAUUGUGGAUGUAGUAGUUUCACCUCGCCUGGAGAGUAUAGUGCUCCCGAAGAGACCAACGGGACCAUUGAGGAUGAGUGA